AUGGCUACCCCCAGUGUCCUCACUUUUGAUGCUGAGGGCCGUGCCGUUGACUUUGAGGUCUGGGUCGAUCACCUCCAGCUGUUUCUUCAGUGCGAUAGGGCGGACAACCUCUCCCUGUUUGACCUCACUUCUGGUGCCUCUCCUACCCCUGCUGCUGAUGCUGGCUCCACUGUUCGCUCACAGUGGGCCACGCGCAAUACUGCUGCUCGCCUUGCUGUGCGCCGCCACUUACCCACCACUGAGCGUGCACACUUUAGCCUGUACAAGAGUGCUCAGACCUUGUACGACGCUGUAGUUGCACGCUACUCUUCCCCUGCCACUGCUGCACUGAGCCGCCUCAUGCUACCGUACCUCUUCCUUGACCUUGCUGCCUUUCCCACAGUCGCUGACCUCAUUACACACCUGCGCACUAGUGACAGUCGCUACCGCGCUGCGCUUCCUGCUGAGUUCUGCGCCAAGAACCCCCCCCCACCCAUGUACAUCACCUCGGCGCUGCGUCUGCCCCGAGCGGGAGACGCCGCACCGGCAAGGGCAAGGGGGGCAAGGGCGCUGGAGGGGCUGGAGGGGGCGGUGGAGGUGGUGGUGGAGGCAGUGGAGGGAGUGGGGGCGGUGGUGGGAGUGGUGUCGGGGGUGGCGGCGGCGGCGGCAGCAGUGGAGGAGGCGGAGGCGGUGGAGGUGGCGGAGGGAGCGAAGGUGGCGGAGGUGGCGGAGGAGGCGGAGGUGGAGGAGGCGGCGGGGUCGGCGGCGGCGGCGGCUAAGGUGGAGCGGGUCGCGACUGUGCGCAGAGGACUGGCUCAGGUGGUGGUCCGCGCCAGCAGCAGCGGAGUGGUGUGA
Closterium sp. NIES-65 is the source of this 834-nucleotide messenger RNA. The record is from the annotation of a GenBank genome assembly. NCBI's taxonomy places the organism in Eukaryota, Viridiplantae, Streptophyta, Zygnematophyceae, Desmidiales, Closteriaceae.